This is a messenger RNA of Peronospora farinosa, 396 nucleotides long. The record is from the annotation of a GenBank genome assembly. NCBI's taxonomy places the organism in Eukaryota, Oomycota, Peronosporomycetes, Peronosporales, Peronosporaceae.
AUGGGUGGUCAAACAUCGCGUAUGGUUCGUGAGAUCGUAGAGGACUCGACGUAUAUUAUCCGUCAAACAAAUCACGCAACUUACCAACGCAGUCGUAAAGCUCAUGAUGAGGUUCAAAUGAAGCUUAUGGAGCUUCGUCAACUUAAACAAGAGAUGCUUGAGUCCACUAAGAGUGAUGCCCAACGUUCCAAUGUCUUUGAAUCGUUCCAAAAAGUUGUUGGGAAGCAAAAAGAAGAACUAGAUGAGCAGGUUGAUGGAUUCGUCCAGCAAUUUGAGCUACCAAAGAGCUAUCAGAAGAUCGCACAUGUUCAUCGUCAAGAGAUAUCUGUAGUCAAACACACGACACAAGAAGCGGCCAAAGCUUUUGAAAAGCCACUGGAGACACCACAGGAAUAA